Molecule: messenger RNA, 6777 nt
Organism: Cladocopium goreaui
Lineage: Eukaryota; Dinophyceae; Suessiales; Symbiodiniaceae
Source: the annotation of a GenBank genome assembly
AUGGCCAUACUGGAAGUCCUGAAAUGGACUACGUUCAGCACUACGACUGAGGAAUCGACUUCAACAGAAGGCAAAGCUGGAGUGCCGAGGUUUGAUGGAGACCCAGCACGACUCAGCGAGUACGCCUUCAGGGUUCGCCUUCGACAGGCGAGGGAGCUCAGCAUGGCCGAGGACGAGGUGAAGAAGCUUGGACCUCUCGCUCUACGGCUAGUUGAUGGACUUCGUGGAGCAGCUCUUCAGGUGGCGCGCACCUUGCCCGUCGACGAGCUCGCCAACAAGGAGAAAGGAGUGGAAUUCCUGCUGAAGAGCCUGAAUAGCUCCUUAGCACCGAGGAGCAAGCAGGAGGCCAGGGAUCUGUACCAAGCCGGGGCACAGAAUGGCGGGAUUCUCAGCAGACAGCGUGGAGAAUCCAUCGCCAGCUACGUUCUGAGGAGACGUGCCUGGUACAGAAUGAUGACGGACCUGGACCCAGACCUGAAGCUCCCACCAGGGAUCUUGGCCGAGCAGUUGCUGAUGAAUGCAGGGAUCAGCGAUGACCACAGGUUGCUGAUCAGGACGGCCAUCAAGGGCGACAUGGACUGGGAGAAGGUCUGCGAAGAGCUCGUGGCCCAGCACAGCAGGAUUCACGAGAAAGAGAAGGGCAGCAGUUUUGGAAAGGGCUACAAGUCCUCAGCUUUCAAGGGCUUUGGAAAAGGGAGCAACCCUUCCAAAGGCAAGUGGCGCUCCUACUUCGUUGAGGAUGACGACCAGCAGGAUACAUGGGAGAGCGCUUCACAGUCCCUUGGUGGCUACGAGGACUACAUCGACGACACCACUGUGUACCAUGCCGAGACUGCGGAGCCCUACAUGGAUGACGGCGACCCCAUCCACAUGGCCUACCAGGCAAUGGUUGAUGAAGGUCUUGAUGAAGAAGACCCAGAGGCGGUCGAGCAUGCGGCCGACAUCCUUCAGGCGGAAUCAGAGGCCUACCAUGCGCGGUUGCGCGCACAGUCCACAGGCCACUAUGGCUUUUGGGGCAAGGGACAUGGCCGACAAUUCCAGGUACAUGGAAGCCUGAGCUUGGAGGAAAAGAGACAGCGCAUCCAGGCACUGAAGUCAAAGUCCUCUUGCCGGCAAUGUGGACAAGUUGGACAUUGGGCAAACGACCCGAUCUGCCCGAAGGGAUCCAGAAAAGGGAAAGGCAAGGGAUCUACAACGUCUACGACAAGUACGGCAUCGACGAAGGGAAACAAGUCCCACAAAAGCAAGGGAUCAGAGCCCAAGCAGCGCACCGUCUACUUUGCGAUCAAUGAGUAUGACGAGCACACCACUGCAGACUCCAGCAGCUACAUGGUGACAGGCAACCUGACGGAUGCAGAGAAGACAGCAGAUGAGAUGCUGGAUGCAAUGAUUGCCCAAGCGCAACUGGAUCGAGACCAUCGAGAUCGAGCUCAUCAAGUUCCCAUGAGGCUUCAAGCAGGACAAGUUCACGGAGUUCCACAUCAAGGACAAGAUCUACAUGGUCUACCUCAUGGACAUGCUGGACAAGAUGGACAAGGACAGCCGUGGCAAAUGGUGGCACCCUUUGCAGUGGAGAACAUUCCAUUGGCACCUCAGAUGAUGCAGAGGCUGCUGAAUGAGCAUGAGAGGCUGAUCAACGAGCCUGAGACCCCAUUCUUCUCAGCCUGGGGAUGCUCACCUGAACGAAGGGCCUAUUUGGAGUACUACCUGGAGGUUGUCAACGACCACACAGAUCCAGAUUGGCAAGAUGCGUAUCAGGAGAUGUGGAAUGAGCGAGUGCCAGGGCAUCCACUCUUUUGUGAGUCCGACCGCAUCAAUUUGGUGAGGUGGGAUGCAAAGGCGCGACAGGGAUUGCCUCAUCUACCAGCACAUGUGAUGAGCCCCAUACCCGAGGACGAGAUGGACAGAGAUCUCUUUGAAGAUGAUCAUGACCGAUCACAAAGGCUGCGCAAGAAGUACGGCAUCGACCCUGACCAGACACCAGGGAGCCUGAUGACACCAUCUACCCCGACAUCUACUGAAUGCAUCCAUGCCAGAACCACGACGCAUGGAUCCAAUGACCGUAAGAGGAUCCUGAAGUGCAAAGACUGCGGCAUGGUCUUGCAUGAGGAGAAGCUCACACCUGCGGAGAAGAUGAAGACAACAUCUCCCAAAGAAUGCCCUCACGAUGACCGUGACUACAGAGGCACCACCGGAAGCACAUGGAAGUGGAGAUGCAAAACUUGUGGGCACACCGCAUCAGGUGAGAAGUCUCCUGGAGAAACUGCCCGAGCCGCCAGUGCCAGAUCAGAAGGAUCUGUAUCGCCAGCUCCGACGACGCCAUUGAGGACGCCUCAGGUUUCACCUGGCUCUACGAUGGCAACAGCGCAGGAGGACUAUGAGGUGGACAGGAUCGUCGACCUGGUGAGGCACGUGGUGGAUGUUCAGAGAGAAAUGGGGCAGGUGAUCUCGCUCAACCAGCUGGACAAGAUCUAUGACAGGUGCCGCAGUGCAGUGGCCAAUGAUCCUCGACGACAGCAAGCUCAACCAAUGAGGUCAAGAAGUGGCAGUGCAGCAAGAUCUUCAGCACCAGCGGCAGCAACACCAACUUCGGUGGCACCCUCUCCAACGACUCCUGGCCAAGCUGAAGAUGUGCAUGCACUGGAUGACAAGAUCCUGCAGUCAGGCGCUUACUAUGGGCGCACCUAUGCCAAUGUCUACUGCAAUGAGAUGAACUACCGCAAGGCGAUGAUCGGAAAGCUGAAGAAUGGAUCUUUGAGCAACCCCCACAUCAUCGACUUUGCCAAGUAUGCGGCCCGACGACAUGAAGAAGAACAUUCAGGUUCGAGAGCCUACAUGGUGGCUGAACAUCCUGGACAAGUGGAUGAAGACCGCAUCAUGGCAGUCCUCGACACGGGUUGCAACAACACCUGUCAUGGUGACAGAUGGAUGAUAAAGUACAUGCAGAAGACCGGCUUCAACCCCAAGGCAGAGAUGGCCGACGGCAACUUCAAGGGUGUUGGAGGCCGAGUUAUGGUGGCUUGCAAACGAGAGAUUCCGAUCCACCUCAAGAGCUUGGAUGAUGAGAUGGUCCCAGGUACAAUCACCUCAGUGGAGCUUGAAAACUCAGAUGCUCCACUGUUGCUCAGCGCAGGUGCACAACAGCGAUUGGGCCUGGUGAUUGACAUGGGGAACCAGACGAUCUACAGCAGGACUCUGGAUAAGGAGCUGGAGCUGAUCAUGCAUAAUGGCCUGCCUUCGAUCGUGCUUCAUCCUGGAGAACAUGGUCUUGGCAACAUCGUGCUCGCCGUCACCGAGGAGCAGAUUGAUCUCAAGGACGUUGCACAGAAUGACGAGACUUCUGAGGAUGAAGACAUGGCCAAGUAUGAGGACAAGCUCUCCAAUGACGAGUUGGACAAGAUCAAUCGUGGUGGCAGCGACUAUAUGCCCAUCACCGAGGGCAGAGUCAAGGUGAUGACGCGUAAGCAACGCAAACACCUUCAAGAAUCACUGGAAGAAGUGGAGAAAGAAGACUGCGCAAUGUGGUCCACGCUGUCACCGGACUACAAGAGGCCGAAGAGAAUGCUGCCCAGGGGAUGUAAGUCAUUUCUCAUGGAGAUCUUCGCUGGUGCGGCGACCCUCAGUUGCCUUGCUGUCAACAUGGGCCUUGACAUCUCGCCGCCCAUCGACAUCGCCUAUGAUGACAGAUACAACCUUUUGAAGAAGGCGAACAGAGAUCACCUUGAGAAAUUGAUUGAGGACGAAGACCCUUUCUUGCUCACACUUGCCCCAGUAUGUGGACCUUGGAGCAGCUGGCAGUACGUCAACAUGGCCAAAGAUGAAAGCACCAGGGAGAAGAUCAUCCAGCAGCGCAAAGAAUGGUACCCUGUCCUUCAGUGGGUAGCCAAGAUCGUCAGAGCGAGAUUGGCAAAAGGCCGUGAAGUGCUGGCUGAAAACCCAUGGCCAUCGCUUCUAUGGCGAUUGCGUUGUGUGGAGGACCUCUUCACGGAGCCCGUCUACAACUCCAUCACGGACGAGCCCCUGGAGCUGGUGAGGAUUGACCAAUGCAUGUAUGGCCUCAUGGAUGAGGAGACAAGUCUACCAGUCCAGAAGGCCACAGGACUACUGCUCUCAUCUCGCAAGAUGAAAGAGCUCCUUCAACUACGUUGUGAUGGGCAACAUCUACAUCAACGACUUGAAGGAGGAUCGAGAACGAAGAAGGCUGAGCAGUGGCCUGAGAGCCUAUGCUUCUCCAUUAUCAUGGGUGCGGUUGAGGAGAUGAAAAGUCAAGUGGUGCAACUUGCAUUUGCGACCGAAGCCGCACAAGAAGAACAAGAAGAAAUGGGUCCGCUUGAUGGAAUUCAUGGACCUGAUGACGCUGAGGAGAAGUACGUGGACAACACCGACGAGAUCGUGGCGCACAAAGAGAAGGUGAGAAGAGACAACUGGCUGAAGAUCAGCAAGGACCAAAGAAUAGCCUUGAGGAGAUUGCAUGCGAUGAUGGGCCAUUGCUCAACGGAAGCCCUCAUCCGCAUGUUGCGAGCAUCUGGCUGUGACCGACGAGUCAUUCAAGCAGCCAGAUACUUCAGAUGCCCGAGCUGCGAUGAGAUCAAGAAUCAAGAUCGACCACGAGUUGUCAAACCCAUGAAGGAGCCCCACCAGAUGCAGUUCAACAAGGAGGUGUCGAUUGACGUCUUCGAACUCCACGAUGCCAUGGAAGCUCGACACACGGUGCUGAGUAUGGUGGAUGUGGCCACGCACUACCAGAUCGCAGUGAGACUUGGAUCUGGAGGAACACCGUCUUCGAAGAUUUGUGCUGAGGCCAUGAACCAGUCUUGGUCCACACCUUUUGGUGCACCUGGAGCUGUGGUAACUGAUCAAGGAGUUCACAAUUCUGGAAAAGUUCGAGGGCUACUUUUGGCACAUGGCGUGGACAUCAGAAGAAUUGGUGCACAAGCACCGCACCAACUUGGCAUCGGCGAAAGACAUGGUGGUUUGCUGAAGGCCAUCAUGAAGAAGGCCAUUCACAACAGACAACUGGCCGGUGCUGAAGCGAUGUCAGCCUUGUGUGCCGAAGCAUCGCGUGUGAAAAAUGUGACAAUCAACCUGGGAGGUUUCAGCCCUGCACAGUGGGUCUUAGGACACACACCAACUGAUUGGAGCAGCUUGGUUAGCCAUGACGGAGAAAGGCAAUUGGGUCUACACCAGAACUUGGUUGAUAUGGAGGAGGAGAAGACCCCACAAGAAUCAUUUAUGAUUCAGCUGCUCAUUCGUCAAGCUGCCAAGGAAGCUUUCAUGCAGGUGGACAGCUCCCAGAAGAUCAGAAAAGCGAUGCUGCGCAAAGCUGCACCCAUCAGGGGACCAUAUCGUGUGGGCAACAUGGUCAAUUUUGAGAGAAAAGGAAAGUGGUAUGGACCGGCACGCGUCCUGGCAUAUGAAGGACGUGCCUCACUGUGGUUGGUCCAUGGCGGUGUGACCAUUUUGGUGGCAGAAACAUCGUGCAGACCAUCUUCAUCCGAGGAGAUCUUCAAGAAGAACAUCCUGGAGCAACGCCCGAUCAGAAAGAGAAGAUAUCAAUUGAUAUCACCAGAUGAAGAGGAGGACAAUCCAAUGGAACAAGUACCAUUUUCAAGAGAUGGUGAUGAAGCGAGGCAUUUGCGGCCAAAGUUUGAUGGACAAGCACCCUACGUGGACGUGGCCGAUGCCCCGACUGUGAUGCCAUUGGAAGCCCCUGGACAAGAACAUCCAGCACCACCUGGAAUGGCUGCUACCCCAGGAGGAUUUGCUGAUGGAACCGCUGAUCAUGGUGCACCACAACUUCCAGAACUGCCUGAACCAUCUCCAGAUCCAGAUUUUGAGGUGUUUACACCACCUGGAUUAGAUGAUGAUGAUUUGGUGCCCAGCCUAUCGACCAGCGACACGAGCGGCCAACCGGAGAAUGAGGUGAGCCCGGAGACUACUAUGUCUGAAGUGACCUCAACUUCCAAUGCAGCACCUGGACUACCUCCUGGACUACCUCAACUUUCUGCUCUACCUGUUCAACAUCAACAACAUCAUCAAGUACCAGCAGGCACAUUGAACGAGGCACUUCGCGAUCCUGGACGUCUUGAUGGAUAUCCCAGAUCCUACGUGGCCUAUAAGGAGGACAAACAGUUCGCCUUUGUCGCGACCAGAGGAGACAAGAAGGUGACCACGAAGGUGAAGAAGUAUGCGAAGCGCAAUCAAAAGACCGGAGCAGGCAGAGAGGUGAUCUAUGACAAACAGGAGCCCGAGAUCCAGAAGAAGCUCGACGCAUCACGUCUGAAAGAAUGGAACAAUUGGAAGACCUACACCAAUGGGAAGUGGAUUUCAGAAGCUGAACUACAGCAGAUGAAGAAGGAACACCCUGAGAUGAAGGUUAUUCCAACGAGAUGGGUCGAAGUUGACAAAGCAGAAGUGGGACAAGAACCUGUGAUGAAGUCCCGCAUCGUUGUGCGAGGUGAUUUGGAAGAUGCCAGCCGGAUGAGAACUGACUCACCAACCUGCAGUCAGCUCAUGCUGUCAACAGUGUUGACAAUGGCAGCAUGCAGAGACGUUGAUCUCUGGGCCGGCGACAUCUCUGCGGCCUUCCUUCAAGGUUCAGCCAUGGACCGCAUUUUGGUGUUGAAGAUGCCAAAAGGCUUACCUGAAGAAGAUCAAGGAGAAUACUAUGUGGUCUCAACGACCGUCUAUGGCACCAAAGAUGGACCUCGAGGAUGGUACAAGAACCUCCACACCACAACGAUGAAGGUUGGACUACGACCUGUACCUCAUGAACAA